AUGUCCCCAUCUGCGCUUAAAUCAGCACAUGUAGCCACCUCCACCUAUGACAACAUCAUGACACGACAGCUCCUCUCUACCAAGGAUAACAUCCCAGAAGAGCUUGAGGUCAUCUUUGCUGCGGCUAUCAAAAUUGACAACACCCACUGCAAAAACAAGGAGAACCAUCCAAAGAAGCAGUCAGCUAAGUCCUUGGCCACCAUGGCCACCUCCACUAGCCCUAUUAUUCCUCUGCUGACAACCCAUGAUUACACCUGCUACCCCCCAAAUUUGGGCUUGGGCCAGCAUGCAACCACUUGUACUGGUCAUGUGACCGUGUCCAGGACAUCCACCACUACCACCAGGGUCCAACUCCUGGAGGACCCCAACUACGUCACACUGGAGGAAAGGGAUUAUUGGCAAGCCAACAGGUUGUGUGUCAAAUGUGGCCAGAAGGGACAUGGCAUCAAACAAUGCCCCAAUGGCUGGAAGGCCACAAUAAAAGAAUCUGCCAAGGUUGGCCAGGACAAGUUGGAAAAAGAAUAA
Messenger RNA from Rhizoctonia solani, 525 nucleotides. Its product is annotated as Retrotransposon-derived protein PEG10. The coding region runs from base 1 to 525 and encodes 174 amino acids. Gene Ontology annotation, molecular function: nucleic acid binding; zinc ion binding. The record is from RefSeq and is a predicted model, not a curated record. The transcript has 3 exons. NCBI's taxonomy places the organism in Eukaryota, Fungi, Basidiomycota, Agaricomycetes, Cantharellales, Ceratobasidiaceae.